Molecule: messenger RNA, 7314 nt
Organism: Jaculus jaculus (lesser Egyptian jerboa)
Lineage: Eukaryota; Metazoa; Chordata; Mammalia; Rodentia; Dipodidae
Gene: Atg2b
Product: autophagy related 2B
Exons: 42
Coding region: 13-6291 (2092 amino acids)
Biological process (GO): reticulophagy; piecemeal microautophagy of the nucleus; autophagosome assembly
Cellular component (GO): extrinsic component of membrane; phagophore assembly site
Molecular function (GO): phosphatidylinositol-3-phosphate binding
Source: RefSeq, a predicted model, not a curated record
CCGCGCCUCGCCAUGCCGUGGCCGUUCUCAGAGUCCAUCAAGAAGAGGGCCUGUCGCUACCUCCUGCAGAGGUACCUGGGGCACUUCCUGCAGGAGAAGCUGAGCCUGGAGCAGCUCAGCCUGGACCUGUAUCAGGGCACCGGCUCCCUCGCCCAGGUCCCCUUGGACAAAUGGUGCCUCAAUGAGAUCCUGGAGUCAGCAGAUGCACCCUUAGAAGUCACUGAAGGAUUUAUUCAGUCAAUUUCUCUGUCAGUUCCAUGGGGCUCCUUGCUACAGGACAAUUGUGCACUGGAAGUGAGAGGGUUAGGAAUGGUCUUCCGACCGAGACCUCGAAUAGCAACUGGUUCUGAGCCCAUGUACUGGUCCAGUUUCAUGACCAGCAGUAUGCAGCUGGCCAAAGAAUGCCUCAGCCAGAAGCUGACAGACGAGCAAGGAGAAGGAUCCCAGCCUUUUGAAGGCCUGGAAAAGUUUGCUGAAACCAUUGAGACAGUACUAAGAAGAGUAAAAGUCACUUUUCUAGACACUGUUUUGAGAAUUGAACACGUGCCAGAAAACUCUAAAACUGGAACUGCACUUGAAAUUCGAAUAGAAAGAACUGUAUACUGUGACGAAACCGCUGAUGAACCCUCAGGCAUUAAUGUGCAUCAGCCCACAGCUUUUGCACACAAGUUACUCCAGCUCUCCGGAGUGUCACUCUUCUGGGAUGAAUUUUCGGCAUCUGCAAAAUCUUCCCCAGUGUGUUCAACUGCACCCGUGGAGACUGAGCCAAAGCUGUCACCUAGCUGGAACCCCAAAAUUGUUUAUGAGCCACACCCACAGCUAACUAGAAAUUUGCCAGAGAUAGCACCUUCUGACCCUGUGCAGAUUGGAGGAUUGGUUGGGAGGCUGGCGCUGAGUCUCACCUUGAAACAGAAUGAAGUACUUCCUGGAGCAAAGUUGGAUAUUGAUGGACAGAUAGAUUCCAUUCAUUUAUUCCUGUCGCCCAGACAAGUACACUUGCUUUUGGAUAUGUUAGCAGCUAUUGCUGGACCAGAAAACUCUAGCAAAAUAGGGCUAGCUAAUAAAGACAGGAAAAGCCGACCCAUGCAGCAAGAGGAUGAGUAUCGUAUCCAGAUGGAAUUAAACCGCUACUAUUUGAGAAAAGAUUCCCUGUCUGUGGGUGUUUCUUCCGAGCAGAGCUUUUAUGAGACGGAAGCAGCUGGAACGCCUUCCAGUCGCGAAGAAGAAGUUUUCUUCUCCAUGGCUGAUAUGGACAUGUCCCAUAGUCUGUCUUCUCUUCCACCCCUUGGGGACCCUCCAAAUGUGGACCUGGAGUUAUCAUUAACUAGUACAUACACAAAUACGCCAGCAGGAUCUCCAUUAAGUGCUACUGUGCUUCAGCCAACUUGGGGAGAAUUCUUUGAUCAUAAAGAGCAGCCAGCGAGAGGGUCAGCGUUCCCACCCAGCCUGGUUCAUAAAGAACAGCUAGGCAAAGGCGCAGCACUCCCACCCAGCCUGGCUCGCCCAGCAUCUUUGCAGAAGGCGGCUCUCCCAUCCAGGUCCAUCUCAGUGGAUGAAUCCAGGCCUGAGCUGGUUUGUAGACUAGCUGUUGGAGCUCUGUCCGUCUCUGUGCUUCACAUCGAUCCUCUGUCUCCUCCCGAAACAUCUCUCAGCCUCAGUCCACUGACACCUAUGGCUACCGCUUUCUUUACUCGUAUAGAAGAGAUCCAGCCAGCAAGAUUUGCAGCAGAAGAUUUUAAGUCUUUCCGAACAAUAUUUGCAGAAGCUUGCUCACAUGAUCACCUUAGAUUUGUGGGUACUGCCAUCAAAGUGUCCUAUGAGCAGAGGCAAAGAUCGGCGUCCCGGCACGUUAGCACUGAUCUGUCCAUUGGGCACAUGGAGCUUCUGGAGUGUCUGUUUCCCACUGAUUUCCAUUCUGUUCCUCCUCACUAUACGGAGCUUUUAACGUUCCAUUCCCAAGAAGGAAGUGAUGCCCACACCCCCGUGUGUCUUCAGCUUCAUUAUAAGCAUUGCGAGACCAGAGGGCCCCAGGGUAAUCAAGCAAGACUUAGUUCAGUUCCUCAGAAGGCAGAAUUACAAAUUAAAUUAAAUGCAGUAUGCUGUGAGCUGGACAUCAGUAUUGUGGACAGAUUAAAUUCCUUGCUUCAGCCGCAGAAACUUACUCCAGUAGAGGUGAUGGCCUCUCACAUGUACACCUCGUAUCAUAAGCACACUAGUCUGCACAAGGCUUUCACGGAAGUGUUUCUAGAUGACUCACAUAAUCCUGCAAAUUGUCGGGUAUCGGUCCAGGUUGCCACACCAGCAUUAAAUCUUUCUGUCCGCUUCCCCAUACCUGAUCUUCGCUCAGAUCAAGAAAGGGGACCAUGGUUUAAGAAGUCACUUCAGAAAGAGAUCCUUCAUUUAGCGUUCACAGAUCUGGAAUUUAAGACGGAGUUUGUAGGAGGAUCCACCCCGGAACAAAUUAAAUUGGAGCUUACCUUUAGAGAACUGGCUGGGUCAUUCCAGGAGGAGAAAGGAGAGCCGUCUGUGAAGUUUCUCCACGUGUCUGGUGGAGUGGAUGGAGAUACAGCGCCAUCAGAUGACUUUGACUGGCCACGAAUGGUAUUGAAAAUCAACCCACCAGCCUUGCAUUCCAUUUUGGAGAGGAUAGCUGCUGAGGAGGAAGAAGAGAAUGAUGGUCACUACCAGGAAGAGGAGGAUGGAGGUGCCCAUUCCCUGAAAGACGUCUGUGACCUCAGGAGACCAGCCCCUUCCCCCUUUUCUUCCCGUAGAGUAAUGUUUGAAAAUGAACAGAUGGUGAUGCCAGGAGACCCUAUAGAGAUGAUGGAGUUUCAGGAUAAAGCAAUCAGCAAUUCUCACUAUGUGCUGGAACUUAUGUUACCAAAUAUUCACUUAACACUGCCUAAUCAAAGCUUUUAUGAGAAGCUAUAUAACAGGAUCUUUAAUGACUUGCUACUCUGGGAGCCAACAGCUCCUUCACCAGUGGAGACAUUUGAAAAUAUUUCCUAUGGUAUUGGGCUGUCAGUAGCCAGUCAACUGAUUAAUACCUUCAACAAAGAUAGUUUUAGUCCGUUUAAAUCUACAGUGCACUAUGAUGAAGAAAGUGGAUCAGAAGAAGAGACUUUGCAAUAUUUUUCUGCUGUUGAUCCCAACUAUCGUUCCCGUAGGAAAAAAAAAUUGGACUCUCAGAACAAGAGCUCUCAGAGUUUCCUCUCAGUCCUUCUGAAUAUUAACCAUGGAUUGCUGGCAGUGUUCACAGAUGUAAAGCAAGAGAAUGGAGAUCUGCUGGAAAACAAGCAUGGUGAAUUCUGGUUAGAAUUCAAUAGUGGAUCGUUGUUUUCUGUGACCAAGUAUGAAGGCUUUGAUGACAAGCACUUCGUGUGCCUUCACUCUAGCAGUUUCAGUCUGUACCACAAAGGCAUAGUAGACGGAGCGAUUAUUCCUGCAGAAGCCCGAUUGCCCUGUUCAAGCCGCCCACAUUGGCUGGAGCCUACCAUUUACUCUUCCCAAGAAGAGGGCCUCGGAAGAGCUGCCUCAGACGGGGCUGGAGGAGACAACCUGGAGAUGCUGUCGGUGGCCGUGAAGAUAUUGUCCGAUAAGUCAGAGUCCAACACAAAGGAAUUUCUCAUUGCUGUGGGACUCAGAGGAGCCACUCUGCAGCACAGAAUGCUUCCUGCGGGGCUCAGCUGGCAUGAGCAGAUUUUAUGCUUCUUGAAUAUUGCUGAUGAGCCUGUGUUGGGGUAUAAUCCUCCAGCUUCAUUUACAACUUUUCACGUUCACCUGUGGAGCUGUGCGCUUGAUUACAGGCCCCUCUACCUGCCCGUCCGGUCUCUUCUGACUGUGGAGACGUUCAGCAUCUCCAGCAGUGCUGCGCUGGAUAAGUCCUCGUCUACUCUCAGAAUAAUCAUGGAUGAGGCUGCUUUACACCUGUCUGACAAAUGUAAUACUGUCAAUAUAAAUUUGAGUAGAGAUUAUGUCCGUGUGGUGGACAUGGGGCUUUUAGAGCUAACCAUCACUGCAGUGCGGUCCAGUUCUGACGGGGAGCUGAUGGAGCCACACUUUGAGCUGCACUGCUCCAGUGACGUCGUGCAUGUCAGGACGUGCUCAGACUCGUGUGCUGCUCUGAUGAACCUCAUCCAGUACAUUGCGAGCUACGGCGACUUCCACGCGCCUCACAAGGCCGAAGUGAAGCCUGGAACCCCUCAGAGAAAGCCAAAGGUAGACCCCAGUGGUCGGCCGUCGUCACGCGGCCCCGUGCUACCUGAAGCUGAUCAGCAGAUUUUACGGGACCUGAUGAGCGAUGCCAUGGAGGAGGUGGAUGCACAGCAGUCCUCGUGUGUGAAGGCCCAGGCCAAUGGUGUUUUGGAUGAAAAAUCUCAAAUUCAGGAACCAUGUUGUUCAGACCUCUUUCUGUUCCCGGAUGAGAGUGGGAAUGUGUCCCAGGAGCCUGGCCCCUCUUAUGAUUCAUUCACUCACCACUUGAUUAGUGAUGCCACGGCAGGCGUAACCACUGAGAAUGAGGACUUCUGCAUUCUUUUUGCACCCAAAGCAGCCAUCCAGGAGAAGGAAGAGGAACCAGUCAUAAAAAUCAUGGUUGAUGAUGCGAUUGUGAUAAGAGACAACUAUUUUAGUCUGCCUGUGAAGAAGACAGACACAAGCAAAGCCCCGUUGCACUUCCCCGCCCCCGUCGUCCGCUAUGUUGUUAAGGAGGUCUCUCUCGUGUGGCAUCUGUAUGGAGGCAAGGAUUUUGGAGCAGCUCCUCCUACUUCUCCAGCUAAAGGUCUCAUUAGUCCUCAUAGUUCACCUUCUCACACGCCCACGAGGCAUGGACGUAAUACAGCCUAUGGGGGGAAAGGAAGGAACCAUGACUUUUUAAUGGAAAUACAGUUAAGCAAGGUGAAGUUUCAGCAUGAAGUCUACCCCCCAUGCAAACCAGAGUGUGAUUCCGGUCUCUCGGAACACCCUGUCUCGCGGCAGGUGUUCAUUGUCCAGGACCUGGAGAUCCGCGACCGGCUGGCUACCUCACAAAUGAAUAAGUUUCUGUACCUGUAUUGCAGCAAAGAAAUGCCUCGAAAAGCUCAUUCCAACAUGUUAACAAUUAAAGCAUUGCAUGUGCGUCCAGAGUCUGGGAGGUCACCUCAGGAAUGUUGCUUGAGAGUAUCCUUAAUGCCACUUCGCCUCAAUAUUGACCAGGAUGCCUUGUUCUUCCUCAAGGAUUUCUUCACAAGUCUUUCUACAGAAGUGGAGGUUCUCCUGACUCCAGAUCCAGAAGUGAAAAAGUCUCCUGGAGCUGAUGUCACCUGCAGUUUGCCAAGGCAUUUGAGUACCUCAAAGGAGCCAAAUCUAGUGGUUUCUUUCCCUGGGCCAAAACAAAAUUCCCUCAAUGAUCGUGCCAAUUCAGUGGAGGAGGCUAAUGGAGUGGCCGAACAGGACUUCUCAGCCGAGGAAGCGCCAUUAACUGACCAGCCUGUGUUUUUUAGAGAAUUCCGAUUCACGUCAGAAGUUCCUAUUCGACUUGAUUAUCAUGGCAAACAUGUGUCAAUGGAUCAGGGUACAUUAGCUGGGAUUUUGAUUGGACUGGCCCAGCUAAACUGCUCGGAGCUGAAGCUGAAGAGGCUCUUCUAUCGGCAUGGUUUGCUAGGUGUUGACAAAUUGUUCUCAUAUGCCAUUACCGAAUGGCUCAAUGACAUUAAGAAGAACCAGCUGCCAGGAAUCCUGGGAGGUGUUGGGCCUAUGCAUUCACUGGUGCAAUUAGCUCAAGGCUUGAAGGACUUGGUUUGGCUCCCAAUAGAGCAGUACCGAAAGGACGGCCGUAUCGUCAGAGGGUUCCAGAGAGGUGCUGCCUCCUUCGGUACCUCAACUGCAAUGGCUGCCUUGGAACUCACAAGCAGAAUGGUGCAGACCAUCCAGGCAGCAGCAGAGACUGCUUAUGACAUGGUGUCUCCUGGUACCCUUUCCAUUGAGCCCAAGAAGAUCAAAAGGUUUCCUCGUCAUCGCUUAGCCCACCAGCCUGUGGACCUGCGGGAAGGCGUGGCCAAGGCCUACAGUGUUGUGAAAGAGGGAAUCACGGACACGGCUCAGACCAUUUAUGAAACGGCGGCCCGGGAGCACGAGAGCCGAGGCGUCACCGGGGCCGUGGGCGAAGUCCUGCGCCAGAUUCCACCAGCUGUGGUGAAACCUCUCAUUGUCGCCACAGAAGCGACAUCGAACGUGUUGGGCGGCAUGAGAAACCAGAUUAGACCGGAUGUUCGACAGGACGAGUCACAGAAAUGGCGCCACGGGGAGGACUGACUUCCGGUGUGACUGCUGAGAGUGAGGGUGGAACAAGGCGCGUGGUGUCCUGGUGGCAGCUUUGCAGAAGAUCAUUUAAGUUUUUGUGCUCAUCUCAGGAACAAAAGCAUUUUUAGUUAAAUAAUUCACUGUCAAAAGAAUAUGCAACCAAAACCUUGUGAUGUGCUAGGGCUAGUUUGGAACUUGCCUGUGGCAAUGUUUGGUGGCUAGUGUCAAAGGUCGGUAAAGCAUACGCUGCCAAGUUGAGUACUUUCCUUUAUUAAGAUGACCGCGCGUCCUCUUGUUACAGACAAGGUGUCCUUGGAGACCUCCUUCCAGUGUAGAGCGCGCUUGAAGCACUGGAGAGCAUUCUUGCAGUUCUGGGGAGGUGAGCGGUCAACUCACGACUUGAAAACUUGUGUGAGGGUGAGAGAAGCCAUGGGGGAGACAAAGCCGAUGGGAUUUCCAGGGUGCUGGUGGUCUGAGGACGCGGCCUGCCUGCGGGCUGUGUGCGCGCUGCUCGUCGCUUCCCGGACCUGGGACCCUGCGGGCUGGAGAAAGUGAAUGUCGCAGACGUGGUCUGUUGUGCUGCACUUUAUCCUGUGCGUGUGCGUGUGCGUGUGUGUCUGCCUGUGUGUUUACAUUCAUUCAUACCAGAUGUGCUGUAUCCUUGAUGUCAUUUACAAAGUUACACAGAGUAUGAAGAGAGUAAAUUGUCUGAAAGGUUUUGGCAAAGGAGAGUAGCCCCGGUGUCUCGGCUUCCUUCCAGUGUCUGUGAGCGUGUGCGCUGUGGGAACAGGCGCCGGGGUCUUGCUUGUGUGCUCAGCUUUAAGCAGACAUAGCGCCGACUUGUUGGGACAUGUGGACAGAGAGCCUGGGAGCGGUUUUUAUUUUUGAAAAGUCAAUAAAAAUCCUCCAUACAAUGCCCCCAUCAGCUAAGUCAAAGUACCAUUUUUACUUGGUUAACAGUGUACAUUUUGAUAACCUGUCAGGAAUGAAUAAAGUAUUUUUAUUUAAAGGUAGAGCUGUGCUCUGCUUCCAUGA